GUAUUUAAUGUCCUAAUUUUUGGUAUGUGGCUAGCCAAAAUGUCCUAAUAAACACUUUCUAUAUAGGAAAAAAAUACAGUGUAUUCCCAAUUACACAUCAACAGCUACCCUUCUUUGCAUGUGUCAUCUUCCCCAAUCAAUGAUUAGAUCAAACUCCACCUGUCAAACCCACAAAUCAUUACACCUAGUCACAAACCAAGGUAGGGAACUUCCCUAUACAUAGAGUUCAUACGAAUAAAAACCACUAAUUUCGUAGGUAACCAGGAAAAACUAGAGAGACAAACACACCGUAGUUAUGGCUACCUUGCCAGGAUCGGAUCCCAGUAGCCAUGGCUCCUUAUUGGAGUCACCCUUACUCCUUCCAUCCAAAGAUUCCGGAUGGGAAUCCGGACCCGGAUCCGAACCCCAUAAGCUUUGCAUAGACGACAUGUUACAAAAAUACUGCGGAGAAUUCGGGUCCUGGCAAUUGAGACACUUUGUUUUAACAAGCCUCGCAUGGGCUCUAGAAGCUUUCCACACCAUGGUCAUGAUAUUUGCGGACCAGGAACCUGCUUGGCGGUGUACAAAAGGGUCAGGGUCAGCGUGUGAUGAGGAGAAAAGUGUUUGUGGGCUUGAACCAGGGUCUUGGGAAUGGAAAGGUGGUUCAGGAAGCUCCACCGUCGCUCAGUGGGGAUUGGUUUGUGGGGAUAAGUAUAAGGUUGGGCUUGUUCAAGCCUUGUUUUUUGGCGGCUGCAUGAUUGGUGCAGGAAUAUUUGGUCAUCUAUCAGACUCAAAACUGGGAAGAAAAGGCUCCUUAACGGCAGUUUGUAUCUUAAAUGCCAUCUUUGGUUGCCUUACAUCAUCAGCCCCAAACUAUUUCACAUAUCUCCUACUCCGCUUCCUAACAGGAUUCAGCACCGGAGGCGUUGGCCUGUGCUCCUUUGUCCUGUCCACUGAACCUGUUGGCCCAACAAAGCGUGGUGCUGCUGGAAUGUCCACAUUCUAUUUCUUUUCAAGUGGAAUAGCAUUACUCUCAGGCAUAGCUUACAUUUUUCCUGCGUGGCGUGCUCUUUAUAUUGCCUCCUCCAUUCCCUCUAUCCUUUUCCUUGUUCUGGUUAUUCCUUUUAUCUCCGAGUCCCCACGUUGGUACCUUGUCCGUGGGAAAAUGAAUGAAGCAAUGAAAAUUAUGCGCACCAUAGCCAAGUCUAACGGAAAUCACCUUCCUGAUGGGGUUAUCCUUGCACUGGAUGAUGAAGCUAAUGAUGCUUCAAAUGAUAACCAGAGUUGCAAAGAAGCAACAAUGAAAAAAGAGGCAAUCACUGGUUCUGUUGUAGAUGUAGUUCAAUCACCAAUCACUCGUUUCCGACUGUUUCUAGCAGUAGGAAUCAACUUCACUUGCUCUGUUGUGUACUAUGGCCUUAGCUUAAAUGUUGUCAACCUUGAGACAAACCUUUACCUCAAUGUGCUACUUAACGCCGUAGCUGAAAUGCCAGCAUUCACAAUAACAGCACUUCUGUUGGAUAAAUUUGGGAGGAAGCCAUUGGCAAUUGGGACACAAUGGUUUACUGCAAUCUUUUGCUUUAUGGGUUCCCUGAUGGGAAAUGUUGGAAUAUGGAAAGCAAUAAGAAUGUGCUGUGGGAUUCUGGGGAUAUUUGGCAUGGCUGGAACUUAUAAUCUGUUGUUUAUCUACACAGCUGAGCUCUUUCCUACAGUGGUGAGAAAUGCAGCCCUUGGAUGUGCAACUCAGGCCGCCCAAAUGGGAGCUAUUUUGGCACCAUUUGUUGUGGUUUUGGGUGGUGGCUUUCCAUUUCUAGUGUUUGGGGUAUCUGGAUUGAUUGGAGGGAUGCUUGCAUAUUACUUACCAGAGACGCUGAAUAAGCCAUUGUAUGACACAAUGACAGGAAUGGAAGAAGGAGAGAGAGCUUGGAUAGUUGCCUGAAAGUAACUUUUUCAAUGUUUGUCACACAGCUUCAUUACAUCAUCGAGCAUCUAAACUUCACAUAAUGGGAUUUUCGCGGCUUUUUUAUCAUCAAACAACUGCUAAUAUAUGCAACAGACUCAGAAUGACCAAAAUUUCUCUUUUAGAGAAAAAGUCAUUGGUCAAGCAGAAAUAGAACUUGAGGCCUAAACAGUUUGUCCAUAGUGUAAAUUACACAUACUUUGAGACUGUUUAAUGUUCCUUUCCUUUCUGUAAUCUUAUUAUCUGUUGCUGGUUUUUAUGCUUCUGCACUUUCAAAGGAUAGUAUUUGUUAUCUGAUAUACAAACCUGAA
Molecule: messenger RNA, 2250 nt
Organism: Durio zibethinus
Lineage: Eukaryota; Viridiplantae; Streptophyta; Magnoliopsida; Malvales; Malvaceae
Product: organic cation/carnitine transporter 4-like
Biological process (GO): transmembrane transport
Cellular component (GO): membrane
Molecular function (GO): transmembrane transporter activity
Source: RefSeq, a predicted model, not a curated record